AAAGGGUAAAGAAUUUAGGCAUCCUUGGUGGUGCAGCUGUUUUAUUUCCCCUAUUUUGCAAAGAUUUGAUGGCCAUAAGGCCUUUCCAGUACUUCAGGCUUUCCCACCAUCAUCAUCAUCAUCACCACCACGACCACCACAGCUAUCUCCUCUCUCUUUUCACCACGCCAUCUCUCUCUUCCUCCUCUAUCUCCCUCUCUCCUCAUCUAUCUCCCUCCUUCCCCUUCUUCCUCCGCCUCUUCGUAUCCUCCGCCACAUCCCUCUCUCGCUCAAAGCAGCAGCAGCAGCAGCAGCAGCAGCCGCAGCACCAAUCCCCCAGCCAACACUAUAACCCGCCUUCGCUCCCCCGCCUUCGUCAGCUGCCAACGCUAUCGGAAACCCUGGCGCAGAAGAUCGGUAAAUCCAUCCGCCGCCCUGGCGCCCCCUCCAAGGCUAGGGUUUAUGCUGAUGUCAACGUCAUUCGCCCCAAAGACUACUGGGACUACGAGUCCCUCACCGUCCAAUGGGGGGAGCAGGAUGAUUACGAGGUGGUGAGAAAGGUUGGGAGGGGAAAAUACAGUGAAGUAUUUGAGGGCGUUCACUGCACCGAUAACGAGAAAUGUGUUAUUAAGAUUCUUAAACCGGUAAAGAAGAAGAAGAUUAAGAGGGAAAUAAAGAUACUACAGAAUCUUUGCGGUGGGCCGAAUAUUGUGAAGCUGCUUGAUAUUGUUAGAGACCAGCAAUCAAAGACCCCAAGUCUUAUAUUUGAACAUGUGAAUAAUACAGAUUUUAAAGUGCUUUAUCCAACACUAUCUGACUAUGACAUUCGAUAUUACAUCUAUGAGCUUCUAAAGGCAUUGGAUUACUGUCACUCACAAGGCAUUAUGCAUCGAGAUGUGAAGCCCCAUAAUGUAAUGAUCGAUCAUGAACAGCGGAAGCUUCGUCUUAUAGAUUGGGGACUUGCAGAGUUCUAUCAUCCAGGGAAAGAAUAUAAUGUCCGUGUUGCUUCAAGAUAUUUUAAAGGUCCUGAGCUCCUUGUUGAUUUGCAAGACUAUGAUUACUCCUUGGACUUGUGGAGCCUGGGCUGUAUGUUUGCCGGAAUGAUAUUCCGUAAGGAGCCAUUUUUCUAUGGGCAUGAUAAUUCUGAUCAGCUGGUCAAAAUAGCCAAGGUGCUUGGGACAGAUGAAUUAAAUGCUUAUCUGAACAAAUACCGAAUAGAGUUAGAUCCUCAUCUUGCAGUCCUUGUUGGGAGGCAUAGCCGAAAACCAUGGACAAAGUUCAUUGAUGUUGAAAAUCAACAUUUGGCUGUUCCUGAGGCUGUCGACUUUGUAGACAAGCUGCUACGAUAUGAUCACCAAGAGAGGCCUACUGCAAAAGAAGCAAUGGGACAUCCAUAUUUUUACCCAAUAAGAAACGCAGAAAGCAGCAGAACUCGUACCCAGUAGAUUGAAUUCCAGAUGCUUAUCAAGGUAUGGUGUCUUCUUUUUCUUGGUCGGGACCUUUCUACCAGGGUCGCAAUUAGGAUGGCGUGUGCACCAUGUGUUUUUUUCUUCUUUUCCUUUGAAGUUGGUAAUGGAACCGUCAAUUUAUUGAAUUCUAUAAUUUUAUGACAAAUCAGGUUUCUGUAAACUUUCUAUAUCUGUUCGUGUGUGCUCUGAAGUUGUGAAUGUAACUUAGACCCGAUCCCUGGCUGGAUUGUCGGCUCUGGUUUAUUUUGUUUUCACCUUUCUCAUGUAAAACAUUCACAUGUGCAAUCUCUACUAUAUAUAUUUUUUUCACAA
This is a messenger RNA of Juglans microcarpa x Juglans regia, 1760 nucleotides long. Its product is annotated as casein kinase II subunit alpha-like. The record is from RefSeq and is a predicted model, not a curated record. Lineage: Eukaryota; Viridiplantae; Streptophyta; Magnoliopsida; Fagales; Juglandaceae. Gene Ontology annotation, biological process: protein phosphorylation. Gene Ontology annotation, cellular component: nucleus; cytosol; protein kinase CK2 complex. Bases 69 to 1424 code for a protein of 451 amino acids. Gene Ontology annotation, molecular function: protein serine/threonine kinase activity; ATP binding. The transcript has 10 exons.